AUGGUUUGGCUGUCGGCGGGGUUUGGAGACGUUCUGACGGGCAUCAGACUGACAGACUCCGCCCUCCGGCACCUGAACGCGCCGCGGCGAACGGAGAGACCGGAGCUGAACGCAACACGUUAGUGAAUGACAGAGAGCGCACGGAAGAUCCGCGCUGGGGAAACGGCAUUCGCGGAUGUUUUCCAUCCCGACACAUACCCAGAAUACGAACUCGUUUAAAGACGCCACGACGCGUUUCCAGUAGGUGUUUAAGAACCGCGCGUCACCGGUUGCGCGGAGAACCGACCAGCGGGCGAGAGCGCGGAGCGCAGCGGAGGAGAGUGCGCGCACACAGGGACACACACGCGGGGCUCUACGCCCUGCCAAACAUGGCUGAUCGUCGGGUGCGGGGCGCUGUCGGGAUCUCCAGAAACACGCUCGAUGCUCCCCACUGAAGAAGCAGAAGAUGAUGAUGGUGAUGAGAAGCAGCUCUCCAUAAUAAUGACCUAUCCACUAGCGGCUCCGUCCUCGGUUCGGAACAUGGAUGUGAUCAUCCCCUACACCAGUGAUAUGCCCUGUGACCCCAGAGGCCAGAGGAUGUGGUGGGCUUUCCUCGCCUCCUCCAUGGUCACUUUCUUCGGUGGUCUCUUCAUCAUCCUGCUGUGGAGGACCUUUAAGUACCUGUGGACGCUGUGCUGCCACUGCAAGGGUAAAAAGAAGGUAAAACGCCCCAUCACUGUCCUCAGUGACGGUGUGAUUAAAGUGGUGGGUCAGCGGGAGUCGGAGGUGGCGGUCACCGAGGUGGGAUGGAUGACCUCAGUGAAGGACUGGGCCGGGGUCAUGAUCUCUGCUCAGACGCUCACGGGACGUGUGCUGGUGAGUCUUUUCUUUGCUCUGAGCAUCGGAGCUCUUGUGAUUUACUUCAUCGACUCCUCGAAACCCAUCGAAUCCUGUCAGCAAUUCGACAAGGACUACACUCUGCAGAUCGAUAUGGCCUUCAAUGUGUUUUUCCUCUUGUAUUUUGGACUGCGUUUCAUCGCAGCCAAUGAUAAGCUGUGGUUCUGGCUGGAGGUGAAUUCAGUGGUGGACUUCUUCACCGUCCCGCCUGUGUUUGUGUCCGUGUAUCUGAACAGGAGCUGGCUGGGACUGAGGUUCUUAAGAGCCUUGAGGCUGAUCCAGUUUUCAGAAAUAUUACAGUUUUUAAAUAUCUUAAAAACAAGCAACUCCAUAAAGUUGGUGAAUCUGUGCUCGAUCUUUAUAAGCACAUGGCUGACGGCUGCGGGCUUCAUACAUUUGGUGGAAAACUCAGGGGAUCCUUGAAACUUCCAAAAUUCCCAACCGCUUUCCUACUGGGAGUGUGUGUACUUACUCAUGGUAACCAUGUCCACAGUGGGUUAUGGAGAUGUUUGUGCUAAAACAACCCUCGGCCGCCUCUUCAUGGUCUUCUUCAUUCUCGGAGGAUUGGCCAUGUUUGCCAGCUACGUUCCUGAAAUCAUAGAGUUAAUAGGAAACCGCAAGAAAUAUGGUGGUUCCUAUAGUGCAGUAAAUGGGAGAAAGCAUAUAGUCGUCUGCGGUCACAUCACACUGGAGAGCGUCUCCAACUUCCUCAAAGACUUCCUACACAAGGACAGGGAUGAUGUCAAUGUAGAAAUUGUUUUUCUCCAUAAUAUUUCCCCUAAUCUUGAGCUGGAAGCCUUAUUCAAGAGACACUUCACACAGGUGGAGUUUUACCAGGGAUCCGUCCUCAACCCUCACGAUCUCGCUCGAGUCAAGAUUGAGUCGGCCGAUGCCUGUCUGAUCUUAGCCAAUAAAUACUGUGCAGAUCCUGACGCUGAAGAUGCAUCCAAUAUCAUGAGGGUGAUCUCCAUUAAAAACUAUCAUCCGAAGAUCCGAAUCAUCACACAGAUGCUGCAGUACCACAAUAAGGCUCAUCUUCUCAACAUCCCGAGCUGGAACUGGAAGGAAGGCGAUGACGCCAUCUGCCUCGCCGAGCUGAAGCUGGGCUUCAUUGCUCAGAGCUGCCUGGCACAGGGUCUGUCCACCAUGCUGGCCAACCUCUUCUCCAUGAGGUCCUACAUCAAGAUUGAAGAAGACACAUGGCAGAAGUAUUAUUUAGAAGGAGUAGCCAAUGAAAUGUACACGGAGUAUCUGUCCAGUGCUUUCGUGGGGCUGUCCUUCCCCGCCGUUUGUGAACUCUGCUACGUUAAGCUGAAACUCCUUCUGAUCGCGAUUGAAUAUAAAUCAGACCAGAGAGAGAGUAGCACGCUGAUUAACCCGGGCAAUCAUGUGAAGAUGCAGGAGGGAACACUGGGCUUCUUUAUCGCCAGUGAUGCCAAAGAGGUGAAGAGGGCACUUUUCUACUGUAAAGCUUGUCAUGAUGACAUUACAGACCCAAAACGGAUCAAAAAGUGUGGAUGCAAACGGAUGUUGUAUUCCAAGAAGUCUGCCUACAAGAGAAUGCGUCUGGCAUGUUGUGUAGCUUGCGGUGGGGCAGAACAGGGCUGCUCGUGCAUGUCAGACAGUGUGGCUAGUAACAUGGAGGUUCUGCACCGUGGCUUCCCCUUCUCUCCCGUGUCUCUGUAUGAUAACACGACCACUUUACGCUCGUCUAAAAGUAACUAUAAUGGAUACAUCAAAUCAAUAAAUGAUGAGCUCAAUCCAACAUUCCUGCCCCAGAAUCCCAAACCCGCCCUAAUGCGAGUUCAGUGUGCAGUGAGAGGGCCUCCUGCUGUCCGAAGCGGUCGUGUGUCAGUGCCUUUAGUAAAUAACCGUAAAGGCAGUCUGCUGUCACCGGCUGCCUCAUACCUGCACAGACUCAGUCUGGCCAGCUCUAGAGAGCUCUAUCAUAGCAGCAGCGCUGGCACAGGAGCAUCUGAUGCCAUCCGCCUGCAUCGGGCCUGUAGUCUGCCUGUUAAAUACAGAUAUCAUUCCAGCCACGGCUCCACCUCCACCAUCGGCCCGCACACGCUCUUAGUGGAGGAGGAGCAGCAGUCAGCUCUGUCGCCCAAGAAAAAACAGCGUAACGGAGGGAUGAGAUCAUCGCCCACAUGCUCACCCAAAAUCAUCAGGCACGACCCGUUGUUGGUCCCAGGUCACGAUCAAAUGGAAACAAUGGACGAGAACAUAAAGAAAUAUGAUUCGACAGGAAUGUUUCACUGGUGUCCAUCAAAAGACAUAGAGAAGGUCACCCUGACUCGCAGCGAAGCGGCCAUGACGGUUUUGAGCGGUCACGUGGUGGUUUGUAUAUUCGGUGACGUGAAGUCGGCUCUGAUCGGUCUGCGUAACCUGGUGAUGCCUCUGAGAGCCAGUAACUUCCACUAUCACGAGCUGAAGCCCAUCGUGUUCGUGGGCUCUCUGGAGUAUCUGAAGAGAGAGUGGGAGACGCUACACAACUUCCCCAAAGUCUCCAUCUUACCCGGAACUCCACUGAGUCGGGCCGAUCUGAGAGCCGUCAACGUCAACCUGUGUGACAUGUGCGUCAUCCUUUCAGCCAAUCAGAACAACAUCGACGAUGCUUCUCUGCAGGAUAAGGAGUGUAUUCUGGCGUCUCUCAACAUCAAGUCCAUGCAGUUUGAUGACAGUAUUGGACUCCUGCAGGCCAACUCUCAAGGUUUCACUCCUCCUGGAAUGGAUCGCUCGUCUCCAGAGAACAGUCCCGUGCACGGAUUGGUGCGGCAGGUGUCCACAACCACCGGAGCAAACAUUCCCAUCAUCACAGAGCUCGUGAACGACUCAAACGUCCAGUUUCUGGACCAGGAUGAUGACGAUGACCCCGACACGGAGCUGUACCUCACGCAGCCGUUCGCCUGUGGGACAGCGUUCGCCGUCAGUGUGCUGGAUUCAUUAAUGAGUGCCACGUACUUCAAUGACAAUAUUCUGACUCUGAUCCGGACGCUGGUGACCGGCGGAGCCACGCCGGAGCUGGAGGGUCUGCUGGCGGAGGAGAAUGCGCUGCGCGGAGGAUACAGCACACCGCAAACACUGGCCAACAGAGACCGCUGCCGCGUCGCACAGCUAGCGCUUUACGACGGACCUUUCGCUGAUCUGGGGGAUGGGGGCUGUUAUGGUGAUUUAUUCUGUAAAGCGCUGAAGACGUACAACAUGUUGUGUUUUGGAAUCUACCGGUUAAGAGACGCACAUCUGGGAGCACCCAGCCAGUGCACUAAACGAUAUGUGAUCACGAAUCCUCCGUACGUCUUCGAGCUGGUGCCUACAGAUCUGAUCUUCUGCCUGAUGCAAUUCGACCACAACGCGGGCCAGACGCGCACCAACCUGUCCUCCCACUCCACCUUCUGCCCCAGCAAGACGUCUUCCCGCCUCUCCAUCCCCUCAUCCGCCCGUCCGGGACGCAGCCGGAGCCGCGACCUGCGCGACAAACAGAAUGUGCCCAGGACGAAUAGAGGGGUUUCAGAUAAAAACUGGUACACAGAUGAACCCGAGAACUGCUUCCCAAGAAACACGCAAAGCAAACACACCAACACACACGCAGCCAAUCAGAUCAAUCAGUACAAAUCCACCAGCAACAUCAUCCAGCCAAUCAGAGAAGUGGAGGAGGAGCCUUGAGACGACAUCAUCCACACACAGACUGAAUCCUCACUGGAAACCAAUCAUAAACGACGUCGGAGAUGGAGUUCAGUGGUUCUUAACUGGUUUUGCUGCUGGAGAUCAAAUGGUGAACCAGCAAGACCAACACUUUUUAUCACAAAGACAGAAUUCUGAUGGUUUCAUGAUUCUAGCAGCCAAUAAUUUGCACAAAACUCAGUGUGGUACACGAAAACAUUUCCACUU
Messenger RNA from Cyprinus carpio (common carp), 4767 nucleotides. RefSeq names its product calcium-activated potassium channel subunit alpha-1-like. Gene Ontology annotation, cellular component: postsynaptic membrane. The record is from RefSeq and is a predicted model, not a curated record. Gene Ontology annotation, biological process: potassium ion transport; transmembrane transport. Gene Ontology annotation, molecular function: large conductance calcium-activated potassium channel activity. NCBI's taxonomy places the organism in Eukaryota, Metazoa, Chordata, Actinopteri, Cypriniformes, Cyprinidae.